Molecule: messenger RNA, 1075 nt
Organism: Sarcophilus harrisii (Tasmanian devil)
Lineage: Eukaryota; Metazoa; Chordata; Mammalia; Dasyuromorphia; Dasyuridae
Product: zinc finger protein 624-like
Exons: 5
Coding region: 389-1075 (228 amino acids)
Biological process (GO): regulation of DNA-templated transcription
Source: RefSeq, a predicted model, not a curated record
GAGAGGAGUUGAAAUAAGAGAACUCCAUGUUUGACCAUCCUGGUGGGUCUCCUGCCUUCUACACUCCUCCACUAAACCCAAAGACUCGCCUGGUCCCAAGAUCCUCCAGAGAGAUAGUCCGGAUGGUGUAUUUUGUCACCCCACUGUGGGGGCUCUGAGAUGCAUAGUAUAUUUUGGUACAACAAUUUGGGGGCUCUAGAAAGCACAGCAGAGGCUCUGACCUACGUUAUUCAGACCUUUAGUAGCUGGUCCUUUUGUGGGGCCAUAAAGGCUGGAGACAGCAGGACUCUGGGAUAGAUAGAGACGAGGAGCCAGUCAGAGCAACUUUACAACAUGGAGUCACCUUGAUUAAUUUUCUGUGUACAGAGAGAACCUGGAGCCAGAGAGAAUGAACCCUGGGAGCCUGAGACCUGGUAAGGACUUGGUGACAUUCAAGGAUGUGGCUGUGGACUUCACCCAGGAGGAGUGGGGCCUCUUGGAUCCUCCACAGAGGGAGUUGUACAAGGAGGUCAUGGUGGAGAAUGCCUGGAACCUGCUGUCCCUGGGCAUUCCAGUUCCCAGAGACGAUGUGAUCUCUUAUUUUAAGCAAAAGCAAGCACCCUGGGUGCUGGACCAAGAAGCCCUGAGGAGCUGCUCUCCAAGACAUGAGGUCAGACUUGAAAUGAAGAAAAGUAUUCAGAACCAAAACUUCACUUGCAGAGAACUCCGUGCAGCACAUGAGAAAAUACACACUAUAAAAAAACCUUAUGAAUGUAACCAGUGUGGAAAGAGUUUUGAGAACCAGCAAUCUCUUACUCUACAUCAGAGUAUCCACAAUGGAGAAAAACCGUAUGAAUGUAACCAGUGUGGAAAAGCUUUUAGAUACAAGCGAAAUCUUACUCUACAUCAAAGAAUCCACACUGAUGCGAAAUCUUAUGAAUGUAACCAGUGUGGAAAGACUUUUAGAAAUAAGGGAGUUCUUACUGAACAUCAGAGAAUUCAUACUGGGGAGAAACCUUAUGAAUGUAACCAAGCUCAUACAUCUAAGGGGCUGCUAGAUCCCACCGCUGUGUCCAGUGAGAAGAUGGCUGCAUGA